This is a messenger RNA of Mercenaria mercenaria, 2922 nucleotides long. Its product is annotated as glyoxylate/hydroxypyruvate reductase A-like. NCBI's taxonomy places the organism in Eukaryota, Metazoa, Mollusca, Bivalvia, Venerida, Veneridae. The transcript has 11 exons. Bases 104 to 1123 code for a protein of 339 amino acids. The record is from RefSeq and is a predicted model, not a curated record. Gene Ontology annotation, molecular function: NAD binding.
GAAGGCAGUAUUUAUAAGUCAUAGAUAUACGUUAAAUGUUCCGUGGUGUUUUUAAAUAAACAAACAAGCCGACUGUGUGUUUGGGAUUUUUUAAAAAAACAAUAUGAUUGUUUACAUAGCAACAUUUGUCCUGGAACAAAUCAGAUUAAAAAUUGCACAAGCUCUACCGAUCGAGACCAAGUUAGUUUUUCUUCAAAAGCAAGGUCUUACCUUCUACGAUUAUGAAGUGCCUGAGCUUGAAGACGAGGCCGUCGCUAGCAAAAUAGAGAUACUCUUUGCAGAUACACCAGUGAUAGCUAAAUACCGAAAGAAUUUAGUUAACCUGAAAUGGGUUCACACGGCAUGGAACGGUGUUGAUAUCCUCAUGGAUUCAUUUGAAAAAGAUGAGCCAUUUCCGAAGUUUACACUCACGAAAACAUCAGGUUCACUGAACGCUUCACUUAUCACGGAUUAUAUCAUAGGCUACAUCAUUGCAAACGAAAGAAGCUUCUUCAAGGCCAGGGACUCACAACAAAGAUCUAAAUGGGAGCAAAUGAUUUAUGCUCACAGUCGAGGACUCUCUUCUCUUACCAUUGGUAUUCUCGGUGUUGGGGAAAUUGGCCAACAUCUCGCUAAAAUCUGUAAGGAUUUCGGAAUGACGGUAUGGGGACUAACAAGAAAGGAACGUUUGCCUGAAAACAGUUGCUCACAUGUUGACGUAUACAGAACACCUGAUAGACUAAAUGAUCUUCUAGAGAACUGCGAUUAUAUUUGCAAUAUUUUACCCAGCACGCCACAGACUAGAGAUAUGCUGUCUGGAGAUGUUUUGAAAAGUUGCAGACAUAAGAAAAGUGUUUUCAUCAAUGUAGGACGUGGAGAUGUUGUAGAUGAACAGAGUAUUGUGGCUGCACUUGAUAAUGGAUGGCUCAGCGGUGCUGUCCUUGACGUAUUUCGCAAGGAGCCUUUGCCAGCGUCCAGUCCCCUAUGGAGCCACCCUGGAGUUACAGUGACCCCUCAUGUUUCCGGCUGGUCUGCGGAUACUUCUCACAUCGACAAGAUAAUGGAUCGUUUUGUGGAUAACUUUAAACGUUUCGUUGAAGGUCGGCCACUAAAAGGAGUUUUAGACUGGUCGCAAGGCUAUUAACACUACAACAUUUAAGGAAUUAUGAUUUUUUAUGGUGAUGAAAUUGUACAGACAUGUCUGUACUCCUAAAUAUCAAGUGAAGCGGUUUAAACACAAGGAUUAAGCAAUGACAAGAAAAUUUGCACUAGAAAUACCAUGAAACUUCAUUCCAGAAACAAUGUACCUCCGAAAUAUUGCACAAUAAAUCGCACACAAUUAUCAGAUUCAGCUGAGUGUACGUUUGAUUGACAGUGAGAUGUGUGCAAUGAUCAGUUUAUCAGAUGCCUAAUGUUGGCAAUUGUGAAUGGACCUGUCUUUAAAUUUGAUCUGGUUUCAAAAGAUAUCCGGGCAUUUAUUAACUUUCAAUAGACCUAUAGACGGAUCUUAUCAUGUAUUGAAAUAUCAUAUUAAUAACUUUAACAAAUAUCCUUUACUUUUUCAUUGCCUGUAUAUGUAAUGAAGGUAUAUCUUCAUAUUUUUCACAUAAAAUCGUUUAUUUAACCGCAAAACCUUCUAAAUUAAGAAGCUAGUUUCGGUGUUAUUCUUGAAGAAAGUGGUACGUGCUACAUCCGUCUGGUGAACGAGAUAUCUCACUUAUCAGGUAAUGUAUUUAAGGUAGUUCUGCACGUUUGGUAAACUGGAAGUGAUGGCGUAACGUCGUUUAACCGGAUAACGUAGAUUAAAGCCUGGAUUCGGCGUCCGGAAAUGAAAAUCAUUUUAUGAAUUAACGACUACCCGUGAGUAAAUUUAUUACAGUGGCAACGUAACUGUCUUUCUAAAGUUAGAAUAUGAUAUUAAAACAGCUGACACGUUAAAUAAUUCAAAAUUAUGGCUUGAAACCAGCUUGAAAUGUGCGAAUCACUUAAUCAUGGGCAAAUAUUUCAAAAAACAAGCACACGGACCUAUACAUUUUAUUUCACAAUAUAAUAGGUUAUAUGUUUAUUUACGACUGUGAGAAGUUUCAUUAAAAUCUACAUUGUAAGAAAAAUUCGGGGGAUUUCAAUUUCAAAACGGGAACGUCGCGUUUACUUGGUGAGGAAUAUAUUACAACAUGUUCCUAUGUUCUUAUGUAGUAGAAAAUGUCUGUCAGUCAAUUUGAACGUUUAGAGGGGAUAUAUACUGUAUAUCUCAAUGUAUAUCAAAUUGUUGGUGUGUGGAAAGGAAUUUCUAUGCCUAGUAUUCAACGAAAACUUAUCGAUCGUUCAGUAUUGAGGUAUACAUGUAUAUCUCCACAUUUUGCUGUGUAGUUAAGCCGUUCAAGCGGAACUUCUCGAAGUAACAUGUACUCGUAUAUCUCCACAUUGUGCUGUGUAGUAAGAAGUGCCCAUGCCUAGUAUUAAAGUGGAGCUUAUUAAUAGUUCAUCAGUGCGGUGAACGUGUAUAUCGCAACAUUUUGCUGUUUACAAGUGGAACUUCUCCAUUGUUCGAUCAUAGUGAAGUAAAAUGUUAACACAUUAGUUUGGUGUAUAGUAAGAAUUCAACAGUGAAGUAACAUGUGUAUCUCAACAUGUUGUUGUUUAGUUGGGAAUAUAUGCUUAUGCCCAGCAUUCAAGUGUAACUUAUCGAUAGUUAUAUAUUGAUGUAUACACUUACAUUUCAAUAUUUUGUUGUGUAGUUAAGACAUUCAAGUGGAACUUCACGAUUGUUCGAUAAUAAGACAUGUUUAUCUCAACAUUUUGUUAUGUAGUCUAGAGUGUCCAUACCUACCAUUCAAGUCGAACUUAUCGAUAGUUCUGUAGUGUUUAAUAAAAUACGCAUUUAAAAUACUUCUGACAAGGAUUGGAUUUAUACUUUAAACAAAAAAUAAAAGUAAGAAAAUA